AUUCAUAAUAUUUGAAUAUUUCUUUUUCCCGACAAUUUGUUUUUCAACUCGGUCGUUUUCUAGUUUUCUUAUUUUACCUACCGUUUCUGCAUCUUACGUAGAACAUACACGUCGUCGCGAUGGAUCAAUAUAGAAAGAAACGAAGGAAGAGUAAAUUUUUCUUCACAUUGAAUAUGAUCUUGGAAGGUAUCGCUAUAGGCGCCGUUAUAUAUUGUACACUCUUUUCCAGUUGCGUACUGGGCAACGAGGUCAGUGGCCCUGUGUUCAUAUUUCUGCUCUUCAUAUUCUCCGCCUUCAUACCGGAUGUCUGUUAUGUUCUUCUUACACCGAAAUUACAUACGCUGGGCAUUGAUCCGUUGGGUGUCAUGUUCAACUUUUUAAUGGGUGUACUUUGCCUUUUGAUCGGCCUGGGUCUCAUAUUGGUAAUGCUGGCAUUCUGUGGUUAUUAUGCACAAUUCAUUUUGGUGGCCGCUGGCGCUUUAAGCGUGUGCUCUGGUAUCUUUCAUUUAAUGAAUGCCUGUAUGUGCCACAAAUCAAUACCGAAGUCGGAGAGGUAUUAUAAGCCACGGCGCUCUAGGACUCCAAAAAAAGGCAAAGAACAAAAGCCGGCUAAAGCCGACAAGAAAGCCAAAUCAGCUGAAAAGAAAACAGCGAAGAAGUCAGAAAAGAAACCGGAGAAACCAGUAAAGAAGAAGGCACGGAAAGCUGAGGAAUGUGAUGAUGGGAAAAAGGGCAGAAAAUAAAAUGUUCAAUUUGACAUUUUUCAUGUUUUGUCCUCCUUCUGCAGACUAUAUCAAAAAGAUUUUCAUUAAAUAUUUGGAUUUUUAGUUUUUUAAUAAUAA
Ceratitis capitata (Mediterranean fruit fly) is the source of this 842-nucleotide messenger RNA. RefSeq lists its product as uncharacterized. The transcript has 4 exons. NCBI's taxonomy places the organism in Eukaryota, Metazoa, Arthropoda, Insecta, Diptera, Tephritidae. The record is from RefSeq and is a predicted model, not a curated record. The coding region runs from base 120 to 743 and encodes 207 amino acids.